Molecule: messenger RNA, 1706 nt
Organism: Syngnathus acus (greater pipefish)
Lineage: Eukaryota; Metazoa; Chordata; Actinopteri; Syngnathiformes; Syngnathidae
Gene: nptx2a
Product: neuronal pentraxin 2a
Exons: 5
Coding region: 315-1685 (456 amino acids)
Source: RefSeq, a predicted model, not a curated record
UGCCUGCCUGCGCAGCUCGGUUGCGUGUCGGUGAGCACUCGCUGGGUGAUGCCGGAGCGAGCAGGCACGCUGGCAACUUCUCUGCAACCAUUUCUGGAUCUUUUGGGUUUUUUUCCCCCCAGUGAAGGAAAUAUCAGCUGAGAUGGUCAUAUUUAACCGAGCACGCGGAUGUGUGAUUUGUCAACGCUCCACUUUUGUUUUGAGCUCAGCAAACACUUGAAUGGGCAAGGGUAAAAGUUGUUUGUAGCAGGAGUACCCCACCCCACCCACAGCCCGCCCGCCCGCCCCGAUCCAGCCAACUUUCACGCGGCAGAAUGCUGUCCGAAGCGGUAGCGCUGCUCUGCCUGCUUGGCGUGGCGGCGGCAGCGAGCGCGCAGGACGCGGCAGCCGCAGCCACAGGUGGCCGCUUCGUAUGCAACGCCAUCCCCCCGGGUGCCGAGCCCGGCUGCGGCUACGCGGCGACGGGCAACCGCCUGCAGGUGAGCGGCCCCAUGGAGGAUGAGCUGCGCAACACCAUCAUCCGGCUGCGCGAGACCAUCCUGCAGCAGAAGGAGACCAUCGUCAGCCAGCAGGGAACCAUCAAGGAGCUCAACUCCAAGCUGGCGCGCUGUGAGGCGGCAGCCGACGAUUCGGUGCCGCCGGCGGGCAAGUCGCGGGGUCACGGCUCCAGGAGGAAAGAACUGGGCAAGAACACCAUGGGGGACCUGCCGCGUGACCCCGGCGAGACAAUAAACCAGCUUGGGAAGACCAUGCAAAGCCUGAAAGGGCGCUUGGAAAGCUUGGAGCAGCAGAGUUUGCAACUCCCCGGCGCGAACGCGUCAGCCGGAGGUGUUCCGGCACUGAGCCCUUUGCCGCCGCAGCUGCGGGAGCUCCUGGGCCAACGUCUGGGCCUCCUGGAGAUGCAGUUGCUACGAAAGGUGGCCGAGCUGGAGGAGGAGAAGAGCCGGCUCUACAACGAGACGGCGGCUCAUCGCCAACGCACUGACAAUGCGCUCAAUUCGCUUCUGGAAAGGAUCGCUGAGCUAGAGAAAAACAACAACGCCUUCAAGUCACCCGAGGACUUCAAGGUGUCCCUGUCGCUGCGCACCAACUACCUGUACGGUCGCAUCAAGAAGAGCCUCCCCGAGAUGUACGCCUUCACCGUCUGCAUGUGGCUCAAGUCCGGCGCCAGCCCCGGCAUCGGAACGCCCUUCUCGUACGGCGUGCCGGGCCAGGCCAAUGAGAUCGUGCUGAUCGAGUGGGGGAAGAACCCCAUCGAACUGCUGGUCAACGACAAGGCGGCGGAGCUUCCUCUUUCAGUGAGUGACGGGCGUUGGCACCACAUCUGCAUCACCUGGACAACCAGAGACGGCUUCUGGGAGGCUUACCAGGACGGCGAGAGGCUCGGCACCGGGGACAACCUGGCCCCCUGGCACCCAAUUAAAUCUGGCGGGGUGAUCGUGUUGGGUCAGGAGCAGGACAUCGUCGGAGGUCGCUUUGAUGCCACGCAGGCCUUCGUGGGCGAGUUGAGCCAGUUCAACAUGUGGGACCGAGUUCUGCGGCCAGCCGACAUCGCAUGCCUGGCCAACUGUUCGGCGUACAUGCCCGGCAACGUGGUCCCUUGGAUAGACGCCAAUGUGGAGGUCUUUGGCGGGGCCACCAAAGCACCGCUGGAGAUCUGUGAGGACCGCGCCUUUGAGUCCUAGUGCCAGGAGAGCUCGCAAUUG